GACUGCUGGGCCUAUUGGCAGCUGCGUCCAACGUGAUACCGUUUGGCCUGCUGCACAUGAGACCCCUACAGUGGUGGCUCAAGACCAGGGGGUUUUUCCGAAACAGAGGAAACCCGCUCCGCAUGAUCAAGGUCACGCGACGAUGCCGCCGUGCCUUAGCUGUGUGGAGAGAACCUGGGUUCUUGUCUCAGGGCCCGGUCCUGGGAACUCCUGGUCGCCGCGUAGUGCUAGCGACGGAUGCGUCCCUCACCGGAUGGGGAGCGGUCAUGAGUGGCCGUCCUGCCCGUGGUCUGUGGAGCGGCCGCCAUCUCACUUGGCACAUCAACCGCCUGGAGAUGCUGGCCGUGUUUCUAGCUCUGAAACACUUUCUCCCAGACCUAAGAGGCCGCCACGUGUUGGUGCGCACCGACAACACGACGGUGGUCUCUUACAUCAACCGCCAGGGAGGUCUGCGUUCGCGCCCCCUUUACAGGCUGGCGCUCCAGAUCCUUGUGUGGUCCCAAGGGAACCUCCUCUCAUUGAGAGCGGCCUACAUCCCUGGUCAUCUCAACGUGGGAGCGGACGCCCUGUCGAGGCAGGGGCCGGUGCCCGGGGAAUGGAGACUCCACCCCGAGGUGGUGGAGCUCAUAUGGCGUAUGUUCGGCAGAGCCCAGGUGGAUCUGUUUGCGACGCAGGAGACGUCGCACUGUCCCCUUUGGUUCUCUCUGAUUCAUCCAGCUCCUCUUGGACUGGAUGCCAUGGUACAGCCGUGGCCGAGGCUGCGUCUGUACGCCUUUCCUCCGGUCGCUCUGCUCCCGGGAGUUCUGGAGAGAGUGCGCCGGGACGGAAUUCGUCUACUGUUAGUAGCCCCGUUCUGGCCGGGCCGAGUAUGGUUCUCGGACCUGAUUUCCCUCCUAGACGGCUCCCCAUGGGAGAUUCCGAUCAGGAGGGAUCUCCUCUCACAGGCGGGGGGCCAUCUUCACCCCCGCCCGGAGCUGUGGAAGCUGUGGGUGUGGCCUCUGAGGGGGCACAACUCCGCGCUUCCGGUCUCUCAACCGAGGUUGUGGAGACCAUCCUCCAGUCCAGAGCUCCCUCUACGAGGAAACUGUACGCCCUGAAGUGGAAACUUUUCACUUCCUGGUGCGGAGACCGCCGGCUUGACCCUGUUCACUGCCCAGUUGGUACAGUGCUGGAGUUCUUGCAGGCCCGCCUCUCCGCGGGACUGACCCACUCCACCCUGAAGGUGUACGUGGCGGCUAUUGCGGCCUGCCACGCCCCUCUCGAUGGCCAGUCAGUGGGCAGGCACCCCUGGGUGACACGUUUCCUCCGCGGUGCGCUGAGGAUCAGACCUCCAGCUCGAUCUCGGGUCCCCUCGUGGGACCUGGCCGUGGUUUUAGAGGCUCUCUGUAAACCCCCCUUCGAGCCCAUAGAGGAGAUUUCGGACCGUCUUCUGACGUUGAAAACUGCCUUUCUCUUGGCAAUUUCCUCUCUUAGGAGAGUGGGGGAUCUUCAGGCCCUCUCGGUGGCCCCUUCCUAUUUAGACUUUGCGCCUGGUUUGGCCAAAGCAUUCUUGUACCCCCGAGCGGGGUACGUACCGAAAGUCCCCUCCUCGGCACCACGGCCGGUCAUGCUGCAGGCUUUCUGUCCUCCUCCCUUUAGGGAGCCCGACCAUCGGAAGCUCAAUUGUACGUGUCCAGUGCGAGCACUGGACGCGUACGUCCACAGAACUGCCCUGUGGAGAAAGGCGGACCAGUUGCUUGUUUGCUUUGGUCCCCCUAAGAGGGGUUUUCCUGCUUCUAAGCAGACCCUCAGCCGGUGGAUUGUAGAAUCCAUUUCUCUGGCUUUCGAGUCCUCUGGUCUCCCCAGUCCCCUGGGGGUCAAGGCUCACUCUACCCGAGCGGUGGCGGCCUCUAAGGCCUUUCUGGCGGGUGUGUCCUUACAGGACAUCUGCAACGCGGCGGGAUGGUCCACGCCCCUGACCUUUGCUAGGUUUUAUGACCUAGAUACCCGGGCCACUCCCAGCUCCUCUGUCCUUGUGCCUUAGGCUUGCCUCCUCCUGGAGGCAGGGACUUGUAAGUCUGGCGGCGUGGGUAUACUCGUUCCCAUAGCGUUUCGUGACGCAGCUCGAGUUC
This is a messenger RNA of Pangasianodon hypophthalmus (striped catfish), 2111 nucleotides long. RefSeq lists its product as uncharacterized. Gene Ontology annotation, biological process: DNA integration; DNA recombination. Gene Ontology annotation, molecular function: DNA binding. The transcript has a single exon. Bases 143 to 2023 code for a protein of 626 amino acids. The record is from RefSeq and is a predicted model, not a curated record. NCBI's taxonomy places the organism in Eukaryota, Metazoa, Chordata, Actinopteri, Siluriformes, Pangasiidae.